GAAGCCCAGCUGCAUCGCUUAUUGGGAACCAUCAUGAGACGAGCGAGAGAACAAGAAAAUAUAAUACUCGCCUGCGUUUGGUAUCGCCACGCCCGUACCGACCUGCGUCAGGAAAGAAAGCCUUGGCAAAGGCUUAAGGUUGCGAAUCUUCUAGCAUAGCAUGUUCUGCACUGCCCUGCCAGGUGGUAGAUCAUCUCAUCAAUGCUGUCGAUGACCAUAGCCAUCACCCUCACAGCGCGCAAAUGCGGAUGCAAAAAAUUAACGCGCCACAGCCCACCAGCACACACUUAUGACAUGUUCGUUGCCGGCUGUUCCCAUAACUUUCACAAAUCACACGAACCAGUUUCAACAGUAUUUACACAGACAUCCACUUCGCGCAUCAACCGUGUCCAUCGAAGACUUUCUAGCACUGCUUACGUUACAUUUCCCAUAUCACCUCGCCGACCAAACACACACCAAAAUCAUGUCGAAUGGGGCGGUAACCGCUAUUGUCACUCUUGUCGCAACAUGUCCCCUUUCGAUCGCGCUCUUGUUCCACUUGAUCAAACGAGCCUGUCUCCAUAACCAGCCCAAAAAGACUGAUGUCGAGCUCGCCAAUCGCCCAACUCCGCCAACUAUCAACAUACUCGUCAAUGAUCAGCUCGACCUCCUUGUACCUUGGCCGGGUCUUGCCUAUGUACCUGGGCGUCAAUCGCCUACCUCUGUUGGGUCAUCUGGAAGGAAGCACAAGGAGCAACGCCAGAGACUGUGACCCACGGUAGUGGGCUACCCUUAAUCGCAAGGCGACACAACGCACCGAAACAAGCAUUCGCGACCAAUGGUAGAUUGAUAAAGUAUCUUCAACCAAGGCCGUCGGCUCCCGCCCUUCAAGCCCCUCAGUGCGGGCCACAUACUCAAUACACUAAAAAGCUGGACCCGGAUAGAACAAAUAAAAUGACGCCACCAUGGGAAUCAGGGAUAUACAUGCAGAGAAACAAGAGAGGUGGCUUUUUACAAACAGUCAUGGUUGGCACGCCCAAUAGCUUUCAUAGGUUUCCGGCGCAGGGAAAAGACAGAUGGUUCUAUACGCACAGCCUUUUUUGGCACCCAGUAGCUUUCAUAUAUUUGAACACGUAUCCCACACCCCAACCUCAUGAAAACAUGAUUUCGUGCCG
This is a messenger RNA of Alternaria rosae, 1154 nucleotides long. RefSeq lists its product as uncharacterized. The record is from RefSeq and is a predicted model, not a curated record. The coding region runs from base 290 to 751 and encodes 153 amino acids. NCBI's taxonomy places the organism in Eukaryota, Fungi, Ascomycota, Dothideomycetes, Pleosporales, Pleosporaceae. The transcript is spliced from 3 exons.